AUGAGUGGAAAAUCUUGGUUAAAAGCGCUUGGACAAUAUCAGGCAGCUUUUGAUGAAAACGGCAACUUAGUUUUUUCUUAUAUUUUUACUAUUGGAAAAACUGUGAUGACAAUUUCUGUUGGAAAUAAUGCUGUCAAGUCAUUUGAGGAAUUUACUACAAGCAUGAACUCUUGUCUUCUUACUGCAUCUGAUAGACAUGAGAAUGAGCCUUCCAAGAGGAUGCAAAUAUCCAGUGCUGGUCAAGAUAUCAUAAGCAACCUACCUGUCUUUAUCAUUGCCCACAUUCUUUCUUUUCUUCGUAUUGAAGAUGCAGUCCGCACAAGUGUUUUAUCACGGAGGGUGUUGUUUCAUCUUAAUAGUGCAAGCAUCGAUUCAUUUUCUUUUUAUCUUUCAGAGCAGUAUGAUCCCUACAUUAUCAGUCAGUGGAUAUCUGUUGUUUCAAAUAGAAAAGUAAAAAAGAUUCAUUUACGUUCGCUUGAAGAAUGCAACAUUUCAGUUUAUCCCAUUUUCAAAUGCCAGACCUUGGAGGAAUUGGUGCUGGCGUUGGGUCAUUCUACUGUCCGAUUUCCAUCCUUUGUUUGUCUUUCAUCCCUCACAGUCUUGCAUUUGAUUGCAAUCAGGACUGGAAUGACAAUUACUUGUUACUCUUCUAAUGAGUCAAAAGAGUUACGACUUAAUUUCCCAAUUCUUAGAGAGUAUGUGACAAAUGCUUGCACUUGGUCAGGUGUAAAGUGUGUCACUUUAGAAGCGCCUCUACUUGAAGUGGUUACUAUGACCCGUGGUAAUCGUUAUUCGCGAUCUGAUUUGUCACAUGCUGAAAUUAAGAUCCAUGCUUCAAAUAUUCAGAAAUUCCGUUAUGAUGGUUAUGUGUCAGCAGAGACCAUUUUACUAGAUGCACAUGUUGCGAAGGCUGAUAUUUCUCUAAUAACUUCAAAGGUCAAGAGCGUGCAACAAAUGGGGAUUUUUGUUCGCAAGCUUUUCAGUAUUAUUAAUGUGGAAUGUUUACGGCUUUAUCUGUAUCUUAAUCCGGCUCCCUAUGCUUUCCUAGAUCCUGCACAAAUGAAAUAUUGUUUAGCUGAUAUUCCGGCAUUUGGAAUGUUGCGUCAUUUGCAGCUACUCUUUGUUAACUGUGAAGUUUUGUUAGGUUUACUUUUAAAAUCACCAUGUCUGGAGACUCUGGUUUUAAAGGAUUUAAAGGUUAUAGAUUCUGAUGAAGAACCGGUGAAUUUUGCAAGUGUGCCUGACUGUUUUUUAUCUACCCUUAAAGAGGUAAAAUUUGAAGAUUUUGCAGGUGGUAGGCAUGAGUUAAGUUUUGCUAAAUUUGUUAUGGAAAAGGGUCAGUGUAGUAAUCUUGUUGAGAAAGCACAUGAGUCUCAGAGGAAGUUGGUUCAGAUGGAGACUGAGUGUCACAAGGUUGUGGUAGAAGAAAAUUGCAAAGUGAGGAGUGUUGAUAUUUUCUCGAAGUCUGGAUCAACAGGGGUUAAUGAUGAUUAA
Medicago truncatula (barrel medic) is the source of this 1494-nucleotide messenger RNA. RefSeq names its product F-box/LRR-repeat protein At3g59250. Lineage: Eukaryota; Viridiplantae; Streptophyta; Magnoliopsida; Fabales; Fabaceae. The coding region runs from base 1 to 1494 and encodes 497 amino acids. The transcript has 6 exons. The record is from RefSeq and is a predicted model, not a curated record. Gene Ontology annotation, molecular function: protein binding.